GUUGAAUUGAAAACAGACAACAGAGCGUCGCUUUGGCCGAGUGGUUAAGGCGUGUGCCUGCUAAGUACAUGGGGUUUCCCCGCGAGAGUUCGAAUCUCUCAGGCGACGAUUACUUUUUUUCACUUUUUUUUUAUGCCAAAAUAAUUUUUUAUACUAUUGUUCUCCUCAAAAUUGCCCAUUGGAUUCCCAUUUUCCAUUUGUUUCUCCAGUUAAUACUAAUACCAAUCCAAUGAAAACAACCCAUCAUCAUAAAAACAAUUCAAAUAACAAUAUUACUGUUCAAAAAAUUGCCAGAAAAAACAAAGCUUCAUCAUCCAAAACAACAAUUGUUAGAGUUAAAAACAAGCAUAAAUCAUCAAAAGAUUCAAAACCCAACUCAGAAUUUCAAGAAAACAUCCCAAUUCCUCAAAUUAACACUACCCUUAUAGCUUUCUUGAAUAAAAAUCCAAUCUUGACCAAAGAUUUUUACCAAAUUGAUGCACUUGAUCUUGCCCCUCGUUUGCUUGGCAAGUUUCUUAGGAGAGAUGAUGUUGUUCUUCAGAUAACUGAGGUGGAAGCUUAUAGGCCAAAUGAUUCAGCUUGUCAUGGUCGAUUUGGCAAAACAGUUAGGACUGCCCCUGUUUUUGGUCCUGGUGGUCAUGCAUAUGUUUACCUCUGCUACGGUCUGCACAUGAUGCUCAAUGUUGUAGCAGACAAGGAAGAAGUUGGAGCUGCUGUAUUGAUUCGUUCCUGCGCUCCCAUCAGUGGUUUGGGAACUAUUCAGCAGCGUCGGGGUUUAAAAACUGAGAAGCCUAUUCUUCUUGCCGGUCCUGGAAAGGUGGGUGUUAGAUCUUCCAAAAGUAGUGCAGUUUUUGAGGAUCUGACAUGGGUGCUACUGACUGCUACAACUUUUUUUGAGAGUCCGAGCAUCAUAGCAAGUAGGAAGCAGUCUCGCAGAAAAAGGAGGGAAAAAGUUGGUCAAGCAUUAGGACUAUCAACAGAAUGGUCUAGCCACGCUCUAUACACUGCUGGCGGUUUAGAACUCUUAGAUGGUCCAGAACCAGAAAAUAUACUUGUUGGUCCAAGAGUUGGUAUAGAGUAUGCUUUGCCAGAACAUGUUAAUGCAUUGUGGAGAUUCGCAAUCGCCGGUUCCUCAUGGAUCAGUGCCCCUAAAAAGACUCUCAGACCUCUUUAGCUCAUCAACAGGCGCCAUGAAUCCGCCCCCCUUGGGUGAGGGGAAAAAAGUGAGAAAGUAAUCAUGAGAGAAAGUAAUCAUACUGUUGUCUAUCAGAUGUACCUGAUUUAUAAUCAAUUCUCCCACUUUACCCCCUUUUUGUGUAUAUUUUGGUUGAUUUAGCAUGUAUCUCAAUCAUAUUCUUGGUUAUUUGGCUUUCAAAUAUGCCUCUUUUUGUUGGA
Molecule: messenger RNA, 1395 nt
Organism: Capsicum annuum
Lineage: Eukaryota; Viridiplantae; Streptophyta; Magnoliopsida; Solanales; Solanaceae
Product: DNA-3-methyladenine glycosylase
Exons: 7
Coding region: 230-1174 (314 amino acids)
Biological process (GO): base-excision repair
Molecular function (GO): DNA binding; alkylbase DNA N-glycosylase activity
Source: RefSeq, a predicted model, not a curated record